Prorocentrum cordatum is the source of this 467-nucleotide messenger RNA. The record is from the annotation of a GenBank genome assembly. Lineage: Eukaryota; Dinophyceae; Prorocentrales; Prorocentraceae.
AUGCGCAGUGGUCUCCUCGAGCUAGCGGCCGGCGGACGGGCCCUGGAAGCACCAGCCGGCCUUCUGCAGGGCCACGCUGCUGUCCGAGGCGGCGGCGGUGGUACCGCCUGCUCUCUGGAACCACGGCCCGCCGCUCCAGUCGCCGCCGCGGCAGCCGCGUGCUGUGCUCGCGGCCUGCCCGCGGUGCCGCAGGCACCCCUGGCGGCCGAGGGCGCGGUGGCGAGGAGGGCCCUGGGCUCGCCGAGCAUGGCGCGGGCACGCAGAGGUGCGGGGAGGAGUCGCAGGGUGCAACGAUCGCAGCGGCGAGACGCACCCCCGAGGCCAAGGUCGUGCCACCGCCACAACUGCCGGCACGCGCGGAAGACUGGUGCGCAGAGGACCGCACGCACGGGGCGAAGCAGAGGGUCGAAGUCUCAAGGAGACCCCGUGCAGCCAAGCGCAGGAAACAAAGAUCCGAACCCGGAGUU